UAACCUGGAGCCGUAGCUGGUACACAAGUCACCGGAUCGCCAGUUUUUUUUUUAAUCAAGCAGACAUCAGAUUUCUCCUGGUUAAGAAUCCUCUCAAGUUACCGCUGAAAUGUUGAAAAUCGAGAUGUUGCGGCUUCUGAUCAACCAGCGGCUUACCGCGGCUGCAGAGGAGAUUUUCGAUGUGUUUGGGAGAACCAUAGUGGAAUAUGAGAAGGAGAUCUCCCGCUCCAAGCUGGAGAUUGACCGCCAGCGCCGGCUGCUGGAGCUCUCCCGCAAGCCGCGGAUCUCCCUGCAGGCCGACAGCUCAGCCGCCUCGGAGAAGCCGGACUGGAGCUCCAACGUAGAGUUCAACAAAGAGGAACCGCCGAGUCACAUCAAAGAGGAGGAUGUGUGGUCAGACCCACCGGGCGAGAAAAAUGUGGGUUUCCUGUUCCAGAACAACUCGGCAAGAACGCAACAGGACAACGAUUCCACCGGGUCUCUGGGCUCAAAGUUCUGCCAGGACCUGAACGACCCGGACAUCGAUCUGCAACCUGGAACCUCAGCCCAACAGACCUGCUCUGAGCUCAACGACGAUCAACCCGUUGCUGUAGGCAACAGCCAGCAUGACUGCGUUGACAUGACCCUCCCUAAAGUAGUGGACUCCUACAUCUGCACCAUCUGCGGCCAAGCGUUUUACCAGCGCAGUCAGUGGGCCAAACACACCCGGAUUCACCGAAAAGUUGACGACAAAGGCGACAAAUCGUUCACGUGCGACAUUUGCGGGAAGAGACUGACGCGGUCGGACGGCUACCAGAAACACCUGCGGGUCCAUACGGGCGAGAAGCCGUACAGCUGCCACGUGUGCGGCCGCAGCUUCAGCGACAACUCCAACUUCAAGCGGCACAUCCGCAGUCACAUGAAGGAGAAAGUCCCAGCAGAGCUCAGGCUGAGCGAGGCAGUGGUUGCAGCAACCACUGAACGGACGCACAAAAGUACAUGAGUAUUUCUCCAACUGUCCAUUUUUUAAUAAAGUCUGUUCUUGAACAUUAGAAUGGAUUAUGUACCUUUUAGCUGCCAUUGUUUUUAGUGAUGUGCUGCACAAUGGUAGCAUUGCUUCCUUGCAGGAAGAAUGUUUGAAUCCCAGCCUGGGUUUGCCUUCCACAUGCAAGACUGUUCGAUUGACUGCUCUUUACAAAUUGUGUGUGUGUGUGUGUGUGUGUGUGUGCGCGUGUGUGUGUGUGUGUGCGUGCGUGUGUGUGUGUGUGAUGUCCAGGGUGCAACCCGCCUACCGUCCAAUGACUACUGGAGAUGGGAAGCAGCCCAGCCUCAGUCAGACUUUUGUAAGCUAAUUAUAGUUUUGUAAAGUUCUAACCUGCUGAAAUUCUUCCCCCAACUGCAUCAUGUUUCAUUCAAAAUCUAAUUUCUUUAUUUGGGACUGAAUUGUUUAUUUUUUAUAAGCAUUUCUGCCUUAAAUCUGUCUUUGGAAAAUUGGACAGGAAAUUUGGAAAAAGACAUAUCGUCCAGAUGUUUGUUUUUGCACUAAUAAAACGGAACUGAAAAUGAACUUUUGUCAGAUAUUUUUAGCUUUUUUUUUUUCAUCCUUUCUUCUGCAAAAGAGACAUAAAUGUGCACUAUUACACUGGAUGGUUCAGUUUCUACAAGAUAAUGAGUUACAAUAAGUUCAAGUGUCUGAAUUAAUAUUUGUGAAGAUAAAGUUAUAGGUGUGAGUUUAUGGGUGGAGCUGCAUGUCAGCAAGAUCACACUAAUCACAGUGAGGGGGGAAAGAAACCUUAUAGAUAUGUGAAUCACAGGGAAUUUAAAAAUAGGGACAUUUUACUUUGACUUCUUUAAUUGCAUAACAGGUUUACACGAAUUAUUUCAAAAGUGUACAUGUUUAAAUGCUGUGUUUUUGUGACCAAAAUAAAUAUUUCAAACCUUU
Messenger RNA from Poecilia reticulata (guppy), 1921 nucleotides. RefSeq lists its product as uncharacterized. Lineage: Eukaryota; Metazoa; Chordata; Actinopteri; Cyprinodontiformes; Poeciliidae. Gene Ontology annotation, molecular function: RNA polymerase II cis-regulatory region sequence-specific DNA binding; DNA-binding transcription factor activity, RNA polymerase II-specific. Gene Ontology annotation, biological process: regulation of transcription by RNA polymerase II. The record is from RefSeq and is a predicted model, not a curated record.